GAGAACGUUUUGUUUCAACGAGAUGCUGGACUCUUUUACAGAGAGCUGGGUAAGCAGACUAUCUGGGUCACUUCCCCGCCAUCCGAGUCUGAGAUCGAACAGUAUUGGGGUGGUAUCCUAGAAACUGAGGUACAUCACAAUGAGUCUGCCUUCUGGCUGAGAUGUCAAACCGAUGACGAGACGCACCGGAAAGAUGAGCAGCAGUGGUUACCUAUCUCAGACAGUGAGGUCACAUCGUGUCUCAAAAGGAUGGGGAACUGGAAGUCUCCUGGUCCAGACAAGGUUUAUGGUUUCUGGGUCAAGCGUAUCAUGUGUCUUCACACUGAUCUGACUCGUAACUACAACCUGCUGGUUCAGAAUCCAGACUCUGUACCCGACUGGUUGUCUCAAGGAAUAACUACUCUGAUUCCUAAGAAUGACAAGACUGACCAGGCCAAAAAUUACCGGCCUAUCACGUGUCUGUCUGUCUUCUAUAAGACCCUCACCUCAGUCAUCAGGCAGAGGAUUGCAGGGCAUUUGGAUCAGAGAAACCUCAUGGCUUCGGAGCAGAAGGGUUGUCGACAGGGAUCUUUUGGUGCAAAGGAUCAGCUGUUGAUCAACAAACUGCUUACCGAAGACUGUAAGACCAGGCACAAGAGCUUGAGCAUGGCACAGUCUCCAACAAAGACGUGUCUUUAA
Messenger RNA from Corticium candelabrum, 678 nucleotides. RefSeq lists its product as uncharacterized. The coding region runs from base 250 to 678 and encodes 142 amino acids. NCBI's taxonomy places the organism in Eukaryota, Metazoa, Porifera, Homoscleromorpha, Homosclerophorida, Plakinidae. The record is from RefSeq and is a predicted model, not a curated record. The transcript has 2 exons.